This is a messenger RNA of Armigeres subalbatus, 771 nucleotides long. RefSeq lists its product as uncharacterized. Lineage: Eukaryota; Metazoa; Arthropoda; Insecta; Diptera; Culicidae. The coding region runs from base 55 to 660 and encodes 201 amino acids. The transcript has 6 exons. The record is from RefSeq and is a predicted model, not a curated record.
UGUCUCGUACUUGACUCGACUAAGCCUAGGGGUUACACUGCUCUACACAUUGCGAUGCAAUUUGGCCGGAACGACAUAUUUGAACUUCUAUGCAACGUCUACAAAGCGGACCGUGACCUGCUCGAUUGGAGCGGAAAGAAACCUCUGGAGUAUCAGAAACAAAUGACAACGGUGUCGGCAUCCACCUACAGCAAAAUCAAGGCCAGGAAAAAGCAUACAGAAAAAGACUCGGGAUUCCUGAGGAUUGGCUCUCUGAACGUUCGAGUGAAGAAAACGACCGAAGCCUUCAGCAACUUUUUGGGAGUUGGGACCAAUGCGACGCGCCUCCCUCCGAAUAUGAGAACUAGCGCUCCUCCCAAUUCGACGUACUUUGAAAAACUGCACAAAAGCUGGGGAUCUGCUGACAACAUACCUCACGAGGAUGGUGUCAUGCCGCCUCCCAAGUAUGGAUCUGUGAAAAAACGUCGCCCUAAAAGAGAUGCAGAGUACGACCCAGCUAGCGAUCAUUGUAGUCAGAGUGUACCAACGACACCUAGUCAAACACGAGCUCCAAUAGGGAUGUUGUCGGAAAAUCAAGAUACUGAAUCCGAAAAUCCUGGCGAUUCCGACUCGGAUACCGCAUGUGGCUUCGAUUCAAAUUGGAGGCCAACUUAUAUUUGAGUGAUUUAACCAUAUAAUCCUGAUUUCAUUUUAAUCCGAGAGAUUUAUUUAUACUUAACAUAUGUGUAUAAGCGAAACACGACUUUAUAAAUACCUACUUGAGUAAUCAAA